Effrenium voratum is the source of this 2667-nucleotide messenger RNA. NCBI's taxonomy places the organism in Eukaryota, Dinophyceae, Suessiales, Symbiodiniaceae. The record is from the annotation of a GenBank genome assembly.
UUUGCGUGCUUGCUUAUGAGAUCGCAGUUUGACUUGCAAUGAUUCUGCCCUUUUACGUCGGCCAUUCUAUUUCCUCGCCGCUGCUGCACUACGUGAUCCCAGCCUUCGACAAAGCUGGACAUCACGAUGAGAGCAGCCUCUUGCAGCUCAAUGCCACCAUGAAGACGAUGAAGGCGGACAACCUAUUUCUUAAAUUUGCAGAAGGCAGUAGCUUCUCCACGAAUCUUUGCCUGGUGCCUAUGCUGAUCGCGCUCAACUUGGGCUUUGCAUUUCUGAUGCAAUACAUUGCGCAACGAUGUCGAAUCAGUGAGGUGGCAAAGGCGACCAAGGCUUCUGAGGACAGGUACUCUGCCCUGGCAGCCUUGAUUAGAGACCUCGCCGGAGUUCAAUGCAUAUACUUCAUCACGCGUGGAUGGCUUUCUGGUGGUUCAUAUAAAUGGGUAGCUAGAAGCUUGUGCUGCCUCACCAUACUACACUGGUUCAUUCGAGAGUGGACGUAUGCGCAAUUUCUGUCAUCCCUCACUGCGGACCUCACAAAUUCAGUGGUGGAUCUUCCCAAAUCAAAAGACCUAUCUGUGGUUUACAGCCGAUGCUUUUCGAUGCUUGCAUGGCAAAUUGUCACUGCUCCGGUGUUUCUCAUUUUUGAUCCGAUGAUUCAAGCGUGGUUUUCAUCGUCUUUGCAAAGCUACAUCUCCCAUGCCAUGCUGUCGUCGUAUAUUGGAGGUGGUGGGCAAGCCUAUUACAAGCUCAAGAUGGAUGACGAGAAGCGGGACAUCGACAAUCCGGAUCAGCGCAUCAGCGAGUCCGCGGAGCAGUUCGCGAACAUGGUGUACGUGUUAUUCUCUGGAUUCCUGUCGGCCGUGUUUGGCAUGGCUGCUUGGGCCGGAGUUAUGAUCCAACUGGGCGGCUGGAUGCUGGUUGCCACUUGCGUGGGCAUGGCCUUUCUGCGGCUCAUGCUAUCCAUAAGUUUGUUCGGCAACGCCUUGGUGGAUGCGUUCAAAGAUCAGCUGCAAACAGGAGCUACGUUUCGAUACUCGCUCACCCGCAUUCGUGAGAAUGCAGAGCCAAUCGCUUUGGCCCAUGGGGACCAGGCGGAGCAGGGGCGCUCCAAGAAUCUCUUCAAUAUGCACAUUGACGCAAUCAGAUACAAUGCACUUGUCAACAUGUUGUUUACCACGACCCUGGGAAUUAUUGACUUCUUUCCGGUUGUGAUACUUUGGCUUUACCAAGCUCCUCAGAUUCUGUCAGGUUCGCUGAAUUUCGGUGAUGCGGUACGAUGCCAGACUGGCUACAUGCAGGUGGCCAAGGUCAUGGACUUCUUUGCCACGUCCUUCUCCAAGCUGAAGCAACUGCAGGCCAACGGUGAGCGGCUGUGGCAGCUCUGGGAAGGCUGCGACGAGGCAAACCUGACCCCGCCGGCGAAUUCCACGAUUGAGUUCGUGGCCAGUGAUCCAUCCGAAGCCUUCGGUUUCGACGCCCUUUGCGUGUGCGCCCCCGGAGGGAAAACUCCGGUGGCUGGAGUCACUUUGUCCGUUGCCGUUGGAGGAGGUCUUCUGAUCACUGGCGGCUCAGGCAUCGGCAAAUCUUCAGUUCUGCGGUCACUGGCCGGGCUUUGGCUCAGUGGGGAGGGCACUGUUGCAAAGUCUCCUGGCGCCGACGUGAUCUUUUUGCCGCAGAACUCCUACUUCCCCGUGGGGACCCUGCUGGAGGCCGUCAUCUAUCCGGCUCAACUUGGCCAACUUAGCCACGGCAGUGGCACACAAAGGAGUGGGCUUCAGGUGCAAACCACCUUGGCACUGAAGCGAGCCAUGCUGGGCCCUUUGUUGCGGAAGUGGGGCCUGGAGGAUGUUCGAGACUGGAGCACCAUCCUCUCCGCUGGGGAGAGGCAGCGCUUGGCCUUCGCAAGGCUUUUCAUGCAACUGGCCUUGCGCUCCCGCUGUGAAGAGCGAAGGACUGCGGCGCAGCAUGUUCCCUCGGGGGCUCCGAAAGCUUCAAGCACUCAGGCGCUGUCGCACCUGGCAGGAAGCCAUCCAACGCCAAGGGCGGCGCGGAGCAUGGGCAACGAUCUGUGGAGAGCUGGGCAAGCAAAGGACAGGGCGCUUCGUGGAUCCGGCACUCGCCUCGACGAGCUGAAGCGGCAGUCGAUUCUGAGUUUGGGAGAUUUGCAACAAGCAUCUGCCAUGUGCGGCGAGCUUCCCAGCACCGGUGUCAUCGCGGUGGUGGACGAGGGCACAAGUGCAGUAGAGGUCAGCGUCGAGGCGGCCUUGUACGCAGAGCUCCGCAAAGACCUUCAGCGGGGCACGCUGCUUGCCAUGGCAUCAGUUAGCCACCGUCCGAGCCUUCAGCAGUUUCACGACACUGAGCUGGUGAUCGGCGAAGAGGCAGUGGAACGCUCAGAGGCGGUACUUGAGGAGGGCGUUUGGAGCACGCCUCUCGGAAAGGAAACCGUUUGGAAACAUUUGGACCUGGGCAAGUCGACUCCCUCCUCGCAAGGCGCUUUCAAUGCUUCAAGAUCAUACACGUGCAGCUGAUAUCAGCCAAAGAGGACACACCGGGCUACAUAUGUCGGGGAUGAUGAGAGGAAUGAGAGAAAACUUCUUUGCGCAGCAUGCCCAAAGAAGGCGUGCGGGCUGCAGAAAGAAUUGCAACCGUGCGGAAGUUGCAACA